UUCAAGAACCAAGAAACAAGAACACAAAGCCAACGCCAAACAAAAAAAAAACAGUUAAAGAAACUUUGAAAAGAAAAUGGGUAAAGGAGGAAACCUUGUGACGGCUUCGGAGGUGGAGGAGCUACGAAGGAAGAACGGGGAGAUGGAAAAAGUGGUGGAGCAAAUGAAGAAAGAGAUGUUGCAGUUGUGGCGGCGGACGCAAGUGGCGGAGGAAGCUGAGGAGCGUCUCUGCUCUCAGCUCGCCGAGCUUGAAGCCGAAUCGUUGGACGAGGCUCGUGAUUACCAUUCUCGCAUCAUUUUCCUCGUGAACGAACUCUCUCGUGUCUCUUCCUCCUCUUCUUCCUCCUCCUCCGACUUGGCCUCGCCCUAGAUAUAUAUGAUAUGUGUGUAAGGAUAGAUCCUUAGAUUAUUGGAUGUAUCUGAAUUCACAAUAUUGGCUCAUAUCAAUGCCAAUCUGUAUAGUUUUUUUUUGUUUUCUGUUUUUUCCUAACAUGUUCGAGAAAGGCUAUGAAAGUGUUCGAGAAUUAAUGCAAAAGAUAUUUCGAUUUGUA
Messenger RNA from Brassica napus (rape), 551 nucleotides. RefSeq names its product protein RESPONSE TO LOW SULFUR 2-like. The coding region runs from base 77 to 370 and encodes 97 amino acids. Lineage: Eukaryota; Viridiplantae; Streptophyta; Magnoliopsida; Brassicales; Brassicaceae. The transcript has a single exon. The record is from RefSeq and is a predicted model, not a curated record. Gene Ontology annotation, biological process: cellular oxidant detoxification.